This is a messenger RNA of Eriocheir sinensis (Chinese mitten crab), 7593 nucleotides long. RefSeq lists its product as uncharacterized. Gene Ontology annotation, molecular function: zinc ion binding; nuclear receptor activity; RNA polymerase II cis-regulatory region sequence-specific DNA binding. The record is from RefSeq and is a predicted model, not a curated record. Bases 611 to 3349 code for a protein of 912 amino acids. Lineage: Eukaryota; Metazoa; Arthropoda; Malacostraca; Decapoda; Varunidae. The transcript has 7 exons. Gene Ontology annotation, biological process: positive regulation of transcription by RNA polymerase II; cell differentiation; negative regulation of transcription by RNA polymerase II.
GAGGGGGAAGGUUGGUCGCCCUGCCUCUGGACCUUCGUAACUAUUAAUUACAAAGGUUUUCUAUCUGAGUGAAAAAAAGUGCAAUAAUAUGUAUGAUAAUUACAUAAUCAUGUGUUCAACCGUACUCUCGGAAAGUUAGACAAGUGACGGAGCGAAAAGGAAAUCCCACCACUAGGGUCGCUGCUAUGUUGAUGGCAUCAGGAGUGAGUGACCACGACUUCGAUGCGUCCAAGUGGCCAGACGCAUCGCUCUGAGCAUUAGGUGAUCGCCGGAAAGUUGGUGACCAGUGAGCCGGCCGGGACGAUGGACACACUGGCCAGGCCACUGUAGUGCCGCCAGUCAACCAGUAAGCCACAGCCGCUCUGCUUGCCAGCCCAAGAGUGGGAGGGUAUGCCGGCAGGAGGGUCCCGCCACGCAUAGCAGCGCCCGCCGCAGUGAACGGAUGCUUGGGACGGACCGUCAAGGAAACAGGAGACCCAAGUGUGUGUGAUGCGUCUCAACUGCCGUGCUGGUCUCGUUUCCUCCUUGUUAAGUACCGCUUGCGCCGCUUGCGUGUGCCAGCCGUGACGUCACUCAACGCGCGUGCGACCCGUGGCGUCACCCGCUAAAGAUGAUUGACGGGAAGACUCCACCCUCGCUCAGCCCGACGGUGCCCUCCAUGGGGUGCGACUCGAAGACCAGCGCCGAGGAGCCCCCGCGCCCGGUGGUGAAGCGCGCCCGCUGUACCCUCAUCCUGCGACGUGGAGGGCAAGAGAACAGUGCAAUUGGUGUGGCCAGUGGUGGCGGCAGUGUGAUGACAAGCACUGGUGGCACUGCCAAGAUGUCUGUCGUGCCACGUAAUCCCCCCUCCUCCGUGCCUGGUUGCGGGGACACACCCUCCAGGAAGCCUGUGCGAUUGUGUCAGGUGUGUGGAGACAUUGCCAAGUCUCUGCACUUCGGAGGGUUGUCAUGUGACUCCUGCAAGGCGUUUUUCCGACGUUCAGUGCAGAAUGAUGCAUACAAGCACUUUCGCUGUGGUGGAGACCAGAAGUGUGCUAUAUCAAUUGCAUCCAGGAAGUUUUGCAAAUAUUGCAGGUUUGCAAAGUGUGAAAACAUUGGAAUGACAAAGUCCUGGGUGAUGAGUGAAGAUGAGCGAUUGCAACUCAUGAAGACUCGACUCACAAAAAGGAUGAUGUACCAGCAAGGCGGCAGCACCAAUGGAGGCGGAGGCAGUGGUAGUGGUGGCAGCAACCCAGGUGGAAACAGAGGUGACAUUUGUGGUGGGGGACGAGGACCUUCAUCAGGUUCAUUUUCCCCGAGUGAAUGUUCAAAAGAAACGUCCACCUACACCAACAACACUGCCUCAAAGAAUCUGUUGUCUCACAACCAGAAUACCCAUAGCUCCUCUCUCACGUACCACCGACCAUCUCAACCAGUUGAACUAGGAUCAACUGGCUCCUCCCCCAACAGCUCUCCAUCCACUCCCAUCUCAGGGCCUGUUACGCCAAUUCAGUAUGGGCCCAUUCCCCCUCCCUCUGCCCGCCAAAUGGAAACUGUGCAACAUCAACACAUCUCUCCAAAGCAUGAGAGUCCAACAAGAAACAUGUGUCGAGGUAUUAAAAGGGAAAGUGAAGAGGAAAUUGUACCUGUGGAUAGAGUCUUUAACCCAGCCUCUCCACAAUACUUGGACGCCACAGAGGUUGAAAUACUGACACGUGUGAUCAGCAAUAUUAAAUUAGUGGAUCAGCAAUUACCAUACGAAACAAGCAAAACAAUGGAUGUAAUGGCAUCUUACAAACGAUUUGCAGAACGCCUUACAAGAUUUUUAAGACAAUUUCCAGAGUUCAAUUCUCUGCCUCCACUAUCUCAGGGUUUGGCAAUUAAGAAAAACAUAACUGUAAUUGCCCUUGUUUUUGCUUCAAGCUUUAUAAAUGAAGAAACAGGCAGCUACCACAAUAUUCAUAGUCCCUCUCAACCAAUGAUCACAAACAUUGACAUGAUAAAAAAAUCACAAUCACCUGAGGUAUUCACCAAAUUCAAGGAAAUUCUUGGUGUUCUUCGCCAGUUCAGUGUUGAUUCUAGAAUGGCAUACUUAAUUGUUUUGAUAAUUGUGUUGGGGUUUGAAAGUCAAGAGAGUAAUAAGGAAAUCUACCAAGCCAUCUUACAACAUUAUAUAUACUGGAAGUAUGGUGAAGCUUCUGGUAAAUCUCUAUUUGAUGGGCUCAUUCACUCUCUCCAAGAGAUUCGACGUCACUCUGAACUCUUCGAGAGCAUGACAAUACGGCAAAAACCAGGAGUAGGUCUAUUUGCCCAAGGACUUCAUUCUAUUAACAAUAAUGAUCCUCUUGUACUGGAUGUGAAAAGUAAAGUGGAAGCAAUGACAGCAGAGCAGAUACGGCAAAUGUUGAAUGGUAUGGACAUUGAACAAAUGAAGCAGAUGUUACAGGGCAAUGGACUAGAACAAAUGAAACAAAUGUUGCAGAGCAUGGAAUCUGAAACUUCACAAAAUCAGCUUUCUCAUCCAUUAAGUUCAAUAAUUCACUCUCCUCCUCUAUCCUGUCAGUCACCUCACAUGGUGCAAUCUCCACACAGUAUGGUACAUUCUCCUCACUCUAUGCUGCCAUCCCCACACAGUAUGCUGCAGUCACCUCAGAGUAUGAUGUCCCCACAUAGUAUGAUGGAGUCACCUCACAAUAUGCUUCAGCCUUCCUCAUCCCCAGGAAUCUUGCAGUCUCCAAACCUGAGCCAAUCCGUGCAUACUAUGCUUGACAUAUCUAACAGCAUGAGUCAUAGUCCAAACUCUACUGUAACACAGAUCAUUAAUUCUUCCAACAACUUAUUAAACAAUUAUCAAGAUAUGAAACCACCUGGAUCAUUUAUCAACUCUCCUCAAUCUCUGGAACUAUCCCAGAGCCCCAUUGAAAUAUCCAGCCCAUCUCCACAUGCAGUGAAUUUAACUCCUUCACCUGCACCCUACAUCCCAAACCAAGAGAGCUACAUAUUGGACCACCAGCUCUCUGAGACCUCAUUCCCAAACCAUAGGCAGUCUCCACUGGAUGAAAAUGGAUAUUUGAACCCUCCUCUAUACUCCCAAGCACCUUACAGCCCAACUCCUUUAAGCGACCAGUUCAGCAGUGCUUACCAGACACUGUUUUCCCCAUUGCCAUACAAGGAAGAAAAUCAGAGCAUCAGCAACAGUAGCACAGGCAGCAGUGGGGUUGGAGUAAGUUUGACCUCAAGCCUCACCUCCCCACUGUCUUCCCUUAUCACCUCUCCUGCACCAUCCCACUCAUCACUUCAGGAAUCUGACAACAGCCUGUCGAAUUACCAUGAUCCUGAACAUGGAAACUCUUUGGGAGCUGCUCCUUAACUCUUGGGCAUUUAGUAUCUUUUAUUACAAAAAUGUCAUAAAGAUCCAGGCAAGUUCCUGAUAAAGGUUCCAGCUGUAGAAAUCAUUACUAGAUAAUGUUUAUUGUUGUAACUUAGAGCAGAUGUGACAUUUAUCAUAGUAACCUCAUCUCGCAUACUGCCCAAAUCCUCGCUCUAGAAGUUUCAUGUGCAAAAUUCUUAUUUUUGUUGUUAUAGGCAAGCAGAAUAAGAUGCUUAAUAUUAUUGCUAUAUAACAUAGAAGUAGAAAUUUGCAUAUAAUGGUUCUCAAGUGACAGUGAUUUGUACAAUAACCUUCCAACUCCGGCCAUAAACUCAACAACUGAAGUGUAUUACAACAUUACAACAUUAUGUACAGGUUUUAAUGUGCUUGGAAGAUUUGAGUUUAUCCCCCAUAUACCUACUUGUCUUCUACCUCACUCAACAGGUAUCAAGAAUACAAAAAGUGUUAAUAUUUCUGAUUUCUUGUUAUACAUGUAGCUAUUUUCCAGUCAAUACAAUAAACAUGCUGAGCUUACCACUGCUGGGAUAUUUAGAGUAGUAAAUUUCAGCUCAGCCACACAUGCAUACCAAUAAGUUUAUAACACACACAUGUUUCUAAAGUACAUAACCUAACAAGGAUUGACUAUUUUAAGUUGAAAAAUUUGCCACAUGAUAAGCUUACAUGAAGGGAUGAUAUUAAUUGCUAAGAGUACAGUGAUAUCAUUUUUAGCAAUUUUCUAUUAAUGACUUGCUUUGAAUUUCUUUACAGUAAAACUCAGGUAAUUGGGGCCAUGUUCAAUGAGCAGUAGUUUAGUAAAAUAAGUGGUUGCUCAGGUGAAAGUCACUAAAGACCACUUUGUCCAUGUUUAUGAAUAGGACACACUAUUUUGCAGUAUUAAUACAGUGCUAGAUAAACUGUCGGUAUGACAAGGCAAAGCAACCAAUGGAGGGGAGUAUUCUGCCUCCACCGUACAAAGAUGGAUUACACACGGUGAAACUUUUGUAAACUCAACUGAUUAUGGUUUCACUCAUUGUUUAGCAUUCAUCGACCCUUUGAGAUUUUUUCUGUAUUAAUCUACAUUGAUGAAAUAUUAAAGUAUAUUUCCUUAAAAUCACAUGUAUACUAAAUUUGGGGUUUAAGUCAUUUACAUACGUAAAUGUUUUUAGAAAGCAAAUGCUGAUCGUUUGAGUUCUCUGUCAGUAGUUCAACACAUUGGAACACUAAUUCAUUUCAACUCUUGUCAUUUUUUUAUACUAAUGCCAGCACAUAACAGCCAUCACUGCCACUGUAGCAGUAGUCUAUUCCCUUUGGAUCUUCCUGCCAGUCUGACCUGUGCUGUUCAUCAAGUAUGGAAACAAGCAACAAACACUAUAUUAGUGAACAAUGAGGAUUGAUGUUUACAUGACUGACUUACAUAAAUGGUCUCAUAACUUAUAUGGGUUCCUGGGAAACUAGGGAGCUUAACAUACUUCUUUUAUUUGACUGAAAACAUAUAUUUAUUACUAAUUUAUUUACUACAGAAACAGACAGACUGGGUUAAUUUGAAUAAAUUAAUACCAAAGUUUCGCCAAGCCUCAGAGUAACUAAAAGGUUGUCUUGUCAGAAAGGCUCAUCCAUUGUAAAGAUUUUUUAAGCAAGUUUAUAAGAGACGUCCCUUUCAAAUAUGGUUACAUUGCUAAUACAGCACAUAGAUUUCUUGGUCAAAGUAAAUAUUUGAGUAACAAACAUUACAAUAUGUAUACUCUUAGUAUAACCUUUAAAUUGAUCAUCAUGUGGCCAAACUUUCAACUUUUUAUGCUAAAUCUUGUUAGGUGAAUAGGGUUUUAUACAAAAAACUUUUGUUCUCAGUACAAGGUCAUAUGGGAGGUCUAUGAUUCCGAGUGCCUAUUUGGAGCAUAAGUUUUUAUAUGUUUUGAAAAUAUGGAUAGGCAUUCAGAAUGACAUUCCAUAUAUAUUUCCUUGUGUUAGCAAAAUCUCCGAAUAAAUAGGCCCAAUGCCUUAAUAUAUAUAUUUUUUUGUGUGUGUGUCUGGUGAGGUUCAGUAGUUCAGCAGUGCCACACACAGAUCAAGACAGAGAAAGUCUCACAGUCUGGCUGCAGUUUUACAAAUGAACAUGAUGCCAAGGUAUUGAUUUUUAGUCGGCCAACCAUCAGACCUCAAAUACAAUGCCAACAUCCGUUUUCAAGACCCAUUUGAUAGUGCAUGAUGUAAGGCUCACAAACUGCAUUCUUACUUUCUUUUCAGCACUGAACAAUGCUUCCCACUGUAUGGAGUUGUACUCUACAGUUUUUCUUAUAUACAUUUGAUAAGAACUUAAGACAUCAGUCCACCCUUACCUCAACUUUCAAUAAACAAAAAUAAUACAUGUAAUUAACAGUUCAGUAGCAUGGAGAAAAUUUUGGGCUCCUUAUGUACUAGUGGUAAGCAAUGUUUCUUUGUCAGCCCUGAAAAGAAAUUUUUUAAUGUAUUUUCAUAUUGAGUGCAUAUAGGUGACAUAUUCAUGUAAACAGACUUACAUGAUCAGAGAGAAGGGUAGCCUCUAUGUACACAAUAUCAGCACAGAUGUGAAUAUAGAGUCCUGCACCAUUCUUGAGGAUUAGAGAACACAGCCAGAAUUGUGUACAUGUUGGCAAGGCCUUGGGCAGAUGCGAACAGUACUACCAUGUGACCGGCUUGUUGUUCAUGUACAGUGUCUUGUGUUGAAUGCGAAAUUCUGAAUAGAUACAGCCCUGCAUGUGAAUGGUUAGGAAAGUAGUCCAUCAGUAUGAAUACCACAAACUUGAAAAUGCUAUGAGUAUUAAGUCUGAUGAUUUGACAAAGGCACGAUAACCAGGAAGCUGCAGAUUGCUCAUAUUGGCGACUAAAGCAUAAUAUGUAUUAUUACUGCAUCGGCAUGUAUUUUGUUGGACUACUAUAUUACUAGAAAUACAUACAUAUAUCUAUUUUUUGCUGCGUGCAUUUGUUGUAUAUACAGUAUGAACCACAGUUGAUAAGUUUUCAUGGCACAUUUUUCAUCCAAGUAACAAAUGUGUUUAAUGUUUCUAUGAAAAUAAACUAAAUGCAGACUAUUUCAGAAUAUUAAAUUGAAAGUUCAAAUUAAUUUAUUUAGUACUACAUUUUCCAUACUGUAAAUGCCAUGCAGAUUUAUCAGUGUGUAGCAGAUCUUGUGAUUAGAGUAGUUCACCAACUUUCAGGAUCAUUUACAUGGCCCACAGUGCAAGUGAUGCCAAUGGAAUAUGAGCCUCAUAUGAAAAGAUAUGUUAUAUAUUUUCAAGAUUGGUGAAUUAACCUAUAUCAAUGAGGUGUCUUGUUCCCUCCUUGUUAUUGUUCUACAGAAUGUGCUCAAUUAGGCUAACUGCUGUUGUCACACUGCCCAAGGGUGAUCACGUCUAUCCACCUCCUAGGUGACAUGAUUGCUCGGGAAGAGUAUGGUAAUCCAAAUUCUUGGUAGGUAAACUGGUCUCAUUGUUUUCACAUCUUGCAAGAAACAUGUACUACUGAAUCGUAUGCAGUGCUUGGAUAACGUUACUUUGUCUUGUUUAGAACAGGACAAUAAACUCCUUAAGUCAUGUGCCACUUACAUGGCCUGGUCAUUUCAUGGUGUAAAGCUAACUGUCUCAUGAAACUGUUCCUUAGUGAUCUUCUAAAGAUUUCUGUGACCUUGAUCAGGGAUGUAAGAGGCUUGUAAUGUAGAGUUCAAUUGCUGGUUAAUGGGGAAGGUUUUUUCUUUCUCUGAAAAUGCAGCCAUGGCUAAAAGCUUGGCUCUAAACAGUUAUCUCUCACUGUAUAAUACUAAGUUGUAAAAAUGAAUGCAACAGCCAAGGCUAUUGAAUGGAGAAUAGGAGUGUAAUUAGGGUAACAUGACUAGGUUGAACUUGUGGAUGUAAUUUCAUAAUGCUUAAGGUAGGUUGCAUUUCUGUGGUCAUUUCUUCAAUGGCAACUUUUUUUUCAGUUGCCAAGAUCAUGCUAAUCUGAAUGGCCACUGUGAUUGUUGGGUAAGUUUAACCAAGUAUUGUUAUUAGCUGAGUAAGUCUGAAUGAGCACUAUAAUUCAUCAAGCUAAUUGGUAUGUAAUGAAUUCACCAUACGUAGGUGUGCCCAGUGACCCUAAUUCAUCAUGAGGGAGCAAAAUAAAUCAAUUGAUAAUCUUCCUUUGUGCUGAAGCAUCAAUGAGCCGUGUCCGAGGUUUCAUAAUGGCACUGAAGUCUGGCUGAUCAUAACCAUCAUAUAUCUAUAUAUAGAUAU